GUCUUCCUGCGUUAGAGUGUAUCUGUCCGACACACGGGAAAGAAGUCCAAUCGCGAAGUAAACGCGCGAGAAAAGCUCGAAUAAUUAUUAGCAACCUAGGCCAAGCAGUGGUACACCAUUGCCAGUGUUUUCACUCUUAUUUCCGUUUGAGUUUUCGGAUUAUCGUGGAGUCGUGGCCACAGAAUAACUCGGUUACGGUGCCACUUCAUAGACGGUGGAUUACGGAAAACAAUCAAGGAAACUUGACGGUCUAGGCCAGAAGGUUGUGCAACUGCUAGCUACUUUAGGGCUGAGAGAAAGAGGUACUUAAUUCUUUAUCGACGUCGUUACUAAAUCACUCCGAACGCUUUGUGUAGACCCCAAUCAAAAUCUGCACCAGCAAGUGUGUUUGAACGUUCGCGACUUUCGUGAGUUCAAUACAAACCCGCAUCCCCAUCGGUACUAGUGCUCGCUCCCGCCUCCGAGUGCGAGUAGAUUACUCGUCCAGUGCCUCAGUGCCCGAGCUAUUUAAUCCCCCGGCGCGCACUAAGUUCGCGAGUGCUCUCUCCCUCUGUGUGUGUGCGUGUGUUUGUACGUGUGCGCGCGCGCGUGUUCCUAGUGCGAGAGAGGAGGGAACCAGGAGGAGGAAUUGCCAGGAAUUUCGGGUACUCGAACCCGAAACCGCCGUUAGGAUUCAUCGUUCAACGUAUCACCAGUCCUCCUCCUACGAACCAAUUCGCAAGCAGCCACCGAAGGCCGCCUACCGCUACCAGCCAGUUGACGUUUCUUUCGGCACCAUUCCGGCUACAAUUGAAAAGAUAGCGGUUCCGUCGUCGGUCGGGUUGCGGAGCACAUAUCCUGCUGCUGGUUCGUUGCCAACCUCCAAGACGGAAGACCCCAGGCAAACGGGGACAGAGUCUCGUGCCACGGGGAGGGAAAAUCAAAUCCCCCCCGCUAGCCGACGCUGGGUCCCUCCAUCACUGAGACCGCAACAUGGACUCACCGAAGAGGCCAGAGUUGAUUCGAUCUUUCGAAAAGUACGCGGUAUUCUGAACAAGCUAACCCCAGAAAAGUUCCAAAAACUUAGUGAUGACCUGCUGAAGCUAGAUCUGAACUCGUCCAAGAUACUGAACGGUGUUAUCCUGCUGAUAUUCGACAAAGCCUUAGAUGAACCCAAGUACUCGUCUAUGUACGCACAGCUGUGCAAACGCAUCGAGAAAGAACUAGAGAUCGACAUUGACAACACCAAAUCGAACACCUUCCUGCAAAUUCUGCUGAACGUUUGCCGCGACAAGUUUGAGAACCGGGUGCAGUAUAGUGAGAAGAUCAUCAAUUCGGAACUCGCCCUCACAGAUGAUCUGGAGGAAAAGAAAAAUGUGGCCAAACAGAAGAUAUUGGGCAAUGUUAAGUUCAUCGGCGAGCUGUAUAAGCUCGACAUGCUCGGCGAGCCACAUCUGCACAAGAUGUUGCGCUCGCUCAUUACCAGCAAGUCCAGCGCGUCGACGGAGAAAAACUGCGAGGACAUGGAAUGCUUGGCACAACUCAUCAAGACCUGCGGAAAGAAUCUGGAUACAGAGCUGGGAAAACAGCUGAUGGAUCAGUACUUUGACCGGAUGGAACAGUACUCCCUGUCGAGCAAAUAUCCGCCUCGUAUCCGGUUUCUGUUGCGCGAUCUGAUCGAACUGCGCAAUAACAACUGGACACCACGGAAGGUGGCCCGCGUUGAAGGACCGGCUCCAAUCCAGGAGCUCACCAACGAGGACGACCUGGUGCUGCGGCCGUCGUUUGGCAUGCGGGGCCGCGACUAUCGCAACCAGGGCGACCGGGGCAACGAACGGGACUGGAUCACCAAGCUGACGCUGAACCCGUUGAACUUCAACGACAGCUUCAACCUGCUGAGCGUGUCGAGCCCGACGCCCCUGAUACCACCAACGUAUUCACCGUCGUCGAAUGGCUACGGCAACCGUGACCACCGCGAUAAUGGUGGCAGUGGAGGUAGCGGCGGCGGUGGUGGCAACUAUCGCAUGCACAACAACCGCAACGGUGGUGGACCGAACCACCAUCAGCAUAACAACUAUCACAGCAAUGGCAACGGCGGAGGUGGCAACAUGCGCUACAACAAGCACAACAACCACCACGGCGGCGGCGGUGGCGGAGGCGGUGGCCGAGAUGGUCAGAACCAUCACCACCAGAACCGGGAUGGACCGAAUGCUCACAAUUCGUCCUACUCGAACCGAGGCGACGGUAUGAUGAACAGCAAGGACCUGGCGCCCCGCUUCAAGCGCAAUCUGAUGACACCGCAGAACCCGGUUGAGGAUCUGCAGAUGCGCCCGACGCCGAACAGUCUGCUGUUCAAGACCCAGAACAUGAACAUGAAGACGCAGCUGCCAAUUUCCCAGACACCGUCGUCGCAAUCCGGCAAGGGAAGUGGCUACAGUGCACCACUUGGCGAUUUCCCAUCGCCUCUGACCACUCGCACGCUGCUCAGUGAACAACGAGCAGCUGCCACCGCUGGCAAUAGUGCCUUUGGGGCAAACGCCACCGGUAACGGCUCAUUCGCGUCAUCUGCCAGCUUCGGACCUGGACUAGGAAGCAGCUCAUCUGCAGGAGGACCCAACGGAACUGGUCUUGGCUCAACGGGAUCAGCUGGUCAGCAGAACGCUUCCAACAACUCCAGUCCCAGCCAACAGAAUCCCUUGGCUCGGAACAACCAACAGAACCUGUUGAAUGGAAAAUCUCAAUCGAAUCAACCUGCUGCUUCGGCUCCCAUCACGCCCAUCAACAACAUCCUGCAGAAGGAUCAGGUGAUCAUCAAACAGGCUGCCGUCGAAAAGGCCGAAAAGAAGAACAAGAAGGACAAAGGCCCCAACAAGGAGGAAUUCAUGAAGAAGGUCUCCGCAUUCGCUUCCGACGUGUUGGUGGACAAUCUCCAGAAACAAAUCGACGAGGACAAGCAGAAGAAGUCCCAGGACAAGGCAAUCGUAGAGAACGGUGCCGUCAAAGAAGUAGUCGUCGAAGUUGUUGAUCAGACCACCCCAGUCAACCCGGACACCGUCAACGAAGCGGAUCUCAGCGAAGAAAAGUCCGAAGACAGUGACAAAUCGUCCUCGGAGAAGGCGGAUGUCGGAUCGGAAACCGAAAAGCCCGAAGAACCAGAACAACCCAAACAGGACGAACGCUCGCUGAUGGACGAACUGGUGCACGAGUUCGCCGAGCUUAAGAUCCCGGAAAAGUUCAUGCGCGACUCGAUCGGCAAGAUCGUCAGCGAAAUUCUGGACAAGUCGGAUGCAUUCCACGAGAAGAUGAUUGCGUUCCUGCAGCGAUUGCGCAAGGAGAACAAGCUCUCGAACGGAGCGAUGCUAGAAUCGUUCAAGGCGCUGGUCAACUCGAUGAACGAAAAGGAGAAGACCAUCCCCAAGAUCACCACCAUCGUGGCGUCGCUGCUAUCGCGGGCAGUGUCCGUGCGUCUCUGCAAGCUGUCCGACAUUUCCAACUACACCGACAACGGCCAGCACUAUCCGCUGUUCCUGCUGGUGCUGCAGCAGCUGCACAAACAGCUCGGCAAGCAGCCCCUGCAGGAAAUGUUCCAACAGAGCAAGGUGAACCUGAUGACCAGCCUGCCCGAAAGCGACCGCACCAAGGACCGCAUGGCGGAGAUCCUGGAGGAUCGCAACCUGAGCUUCCUGUAUCCGCUGCUGCGAGUGCAGGCCGAACUGUGGAAGCAGAUCCAGGCCGACGCCAACCCGCAGCAGUUCUACAAAUGGAUCAAGGAGAACGUGGAAGCCAGCUGCUAUACGGAUCCGGGAUUCAUCACCGCGGUCAUGACCGUGCUGCUGAAGUACAUCAUGCAGGAAUCGUCCAAGUGUGCGGAUGAGAAGCAGUCGGUGGAGAAGGAGAAGGAAAUCCUGCGGAAGUACUGCCCGGUGCUGAACGCGUUCCUGAAUGGCAACAACGAUCUGCAGCUGGUUGCGAUCUACGCCAUGCAGGUCUACUGGUACAGCAUCGAUUUUCCCAAAGGAGUCCUGCUGCGUUGGUUCUGCGACUUCUACGAGCUGAGCGUCAUCGAGGAGGAUGCCUUCCUGCGCUACAAGGAGGACGUCACCGACAUGUACCCGGGCAAGGGUAAGGCCCUGUUCCAGGUCAACCAGUGGCUCACCUGGCUGGCCGAGGCCGAGGACGAAGACGAAGAGGACGAAGAGUAAGCGGGGAGAGCGGUGAUGAAGCGCGAGUUGUUGGAUGAAGCGAUAUAUUUUUUUAUUGACUGUAUGUGUAAAAACCCCUUCUCAGAUGUUUUAACAGCUAAUUUUUGCGAACUGCAACAAGAUUUAUUUUUAUACACAUAUAAACACCAAAACGAUGUGAUCGGUAAAUCGAUUGGAUUCGUGGUAGAAAUUUUGUUUCGUUUCUGUUCUUCCGAUGAUCAAACUAUUAUUGUGAAAAUUUAAUUGUGAUCCUUAGUUAGAGCUUGGUUCGUGUUCGAGAGAGAUUGUGUUGAUUUGUUCGGUGUGUGGAUGGGUUCAAAAUGUGGGAUAUCUUAAAUCAGUAAUCACAGAUGGUGUUCUUGUCCGAAAAGGACGGACUUUUAAUUGAUAGUUCAAUUUAUGCAGCAGCAGUAACUCAGUAAAAGGAUAAUAGCGGAAUCACUAUAAUUUCCACUCUGAGCAUUAGAAGAAAAGAUUCCGCAAACUAUGUAGUCUUGCGAUGAUAUCAACCUUAUUCCUAGAAUGAAAGUGCAAUUGGUGACGAUAUGUGUCCGAAAUAGAUUAUUCACCCCCUAACUCCCCACAAGUACGAGUGUUUGUGACUGUUACAGUAGCGUUUAGUUUCUUUCCGUAGGCAUUAACCACGCGUAUUACAAUAAAUUAUAUUGUGACAGUAGUACAGUGUAAUUAGUCAUUUGAUUUUUGUCUGCACCAUUGAAGAUUAACCGUUCGCUCUAGAGAAGCAUUCACUCUUUCACCGCAUAAUGUAUCAUAAAUAGAAAAAGGACAAUUUACAAUCGCCCCUUCCCACUAAAAGAUACGGCCGCCUAAUUUUUCCAAAAGGGCUUUAGGCCUAAGUCUAACUGCAUACUGCAAAUAUUAAAUAUAUUACACAAGUAGAGUUAAUAGUUCAAAGCAAAACUUAUCACACUCGUGUCAAUAGACGAAUCCAUGGCAGCUGGGUAGCGUCACGGAUGACCUUAAACACACACAGACAUUCACGGGCAAACGUGCUGAUCCUAGGAUUCUAGGUGAAUUCACUGAACAAAAGUCUUCUUUGCCAGAGGGCGCAUCAGAUCACCCCCAAAACUGCAUACUCUCUCAUUCUCGAUCAGCGAUGGAGAGUUUGCUGCUAAAAAAGAAGACUGAUUCGGACGGAAAAAAGAAAUCCUUUCGUCCGGAAAACAAAACGCCGUUGAAGAACCCAAAGCGAAGGUGAAGAAUACGUAGCACGUAGGUAGUUUAAAAGUAUGGAUAUCUAGCUAAUUAACUAAAUGGAAUUUACUUCCCCAAUCUACCCGGAAACCCCCAAUUAACACAGCAAAAUCGUCAGAUAAGCGCACGCCUUCCUAGAACAAACCCCAAAAACAACGCCAGAACCAUGCCCUCCCCAUCUUCCCAAAUAAAAUAACUCAAAGCCUUUCGUUUCUGAUCUCCAAUCGAUCCAACACAUCCACCGUUCAUCCCUUUUGCAAAUGGACACAUUAAAACAAAAUCGUUACAAAUCCUUGUGAUUUCAUGCAAUACAAAGCUGCAGUACACUGUUAGAAAGGAAUAUCAAAUGAAACAGAACAGUAAUUUUAAUUUAGUGUCAUUACUACAAAAAAAAAACACAAGUUAAAGAGGGAGGAAAUUCGAAUUGCACCGCCUAAUAACCUAUCGUCGGAAAACGAAGACAAAACACAAAACUGCUGCUAAAAAAACAGAAAACAGGUGAAACCAUUUGAGGUGCGAUCGUUUAAAUCAUCCCUAAAAGCAAUCGUGCUAGAGUCGAACAUAAAAUUGUCCAUUUAUAGGUACGAUUGAAUUGAAAAGAUUAAAGUUGAGACUCAGAAAAGCGAGUGAUUAGUAGUGAAAAAUCGACUUGGGACGGACCACAAUUGUGUCACAAAAAGCAACCACUCAGAAUGAAAAUGAAUUAACCCAAAGGGGCAAACCCAAUAAUGGCAGAAUGAGCAAAAUUAAGCGAAAAGCAAA
Aedes aegypti (yellow fever mosquito) is the source of this 6158-nucleotide messenger RNA. It is a transcript of the gene NAT1, whose product is annotated as eukaryotic translation initiation factor 4 gamma 2. The transcript has 6 exons. NCBI's taxonomy places the organism in Eukaryota, Metazoa, Arthropoda, Insecta, Diptera, Culicidae. The record is from RefSeq and is a predicted model, not a curated record. Gene Ontology annotation, molecular function: translation initiation factor activity; mRNA binding; protein binding. Gene Ontology annotation, cellular component: eukaryotic translation initiation factor 4F complex. Bases 1167 to 4181 code for a protein of 1004 amino acids.